AUGACGACGAUGCAUGUUUCCGAUCAAUUUAUCGUUGCUAAAACACUGCGAGAACAAGCUUCGUCAUUCAAUAGUCAAACACAUUUGAAUACAACAAAAGUCAUCAAACGAACGAUUAAAUAUACACAUGCUCAGUAUAUAUGCCCCGAAGAGCAAUGGAAUGAACAGAUCAAUUGCUAUUUAGCGAGCAACGAUGUUUUCAUAUUGGUUGGUGAUAUGCAUACUCGACAUACAAAGGAAAUUCUUCACAAUAUGAGUAAUUUAAUAGUUCGAACUGUACAUCAGUUAUUAUAUCGUCGAUUAAUUACAAAUGAACAAUAUGGUAACAUUAUGUUUUACAACCAACGAAUCGAUUUUAAUGUGAAUCAAUUAAAUUUUAUUAUAAAAAUGGAAAAUGUAACUAUCUAUCUCAUGGCUCUCGUACACGCUUUCAUUCAAAUCUUCUUUUCAUCAUCAUCAUCAUCAUCAUCAUCAUCUAUUUCUAUUUAG
This is a messenger RNA of Adineta ricciae, 489 nucleotides long. NCBI's taxonomy places the organism in Eukaryota, Metazoa, Rotifera, Eurotatoria, Adinetida, Adinetidae. The record is from the annotation of a GenBank genome assembly.